Staurois parvus is the source of this 491-nucleotide messenger RNA. NCBI's taxonomy places the organism in Eukaryota, Metazoa, Chordata, Amphibia, Anura, Ranidae. The record is from the annotation of a GenBank genome assembly.
UAAUAUUAGUGCAGAACACUGUACCUUUAAUUUAAAUGCCCUUGGAGUCUGCUGGGGAAGAGAAAUAAUACUGUCACUCAGUAUGACAUGCAGAUGAGUGCCGUCGAUCUUAGAAUCACCGCACACUUCACUCAUUUGGCCAGUCACGGGGCCAAAACCAGUGUUUGGAGCCACAGUGUGGCGGUGGAGGCAGCAGCAAUGGGAGGCCAUACAGCAACCUAUGACAAAAUGGAAACCAGCAGGAGUGUGAGGAGACCUGAAAGUGGCACAUGGCAGAGUGUGGCGAUGGAGACAGCAGCAAUGGGAGGCCGUACAGGGACCCAUGAGAGACUCUGGGACUUGGCAGCAGCAAUGAGGAGGCGGUAUAUAGGGGCCCAUGGCAGAUUAGGGGCCUGGCAGCAGCUAUGGGAGGCCCGUAAUCUGCCAGCACCCUAUGUCAAAAAAUUUAAAAACUCAACCAGCAGAGGUGAAGAGACCUGAAAGUGGCACAU